This is a messenger RNA of Penaeus chinensis, 1159 nucleotides long. RefSeq lists its product as uncharacterized. The transcript is spliced from 5 exons. The record is from RefSeq and is a predicted model, not a curated record. Bases 1 to 753 code for a protein of 250 amino acids. NCBI's taxonomy places the organism in Eukaryota, Metazoa, Arthropoda, Malacostraca, Decapoda, Penaeidae.
AUGACGAUUUCAGUGGCUGGGUCUGCAGCCACCGACCGCUUCCGUUGUCCGGCCGGGCCAGUACCUGACGAUCUCCGCUCAAGCGACAAACCUCGGAAGGGAGAUCAGCCGCCAGGCAUGAACGGCGUCACGCCACCUGCUCGGGCCCCGCAGCGAUCCACAGCUAGAAAAACGGCGGCUCCACUGUCUGGAGAAUCAGUUUCGAGAGACCAACUGUGUCAUCAGGAGCUACCUAAAGCCUCUACGUGUGUCCAACGUAUCACCAAAACCAACACCAUGAAGACCAUCGUGCUCCUCGUCGCCCUCGCCGCCUACGUCGCCGCCGACGGUGCCCACCACGGAGCCGAUCACGGCCACGGACACCAGGCUCACCACGCCCCUGCCGCUCCCAUCGCCCCCGCCGCCCCUAAGCCCGCCGCUCACCACGCACCCGUCCACCACGCCCCCGCCCCUGCCGCCCCCGUCAACCACGGCUCCUACUCCGCCCCCGCCGCCCCCGCUCAGGACCAGCAGGGCUACUACUACUACUACUACCCCGUCCAGGACGAGAAGACCACCGGCCUCUUCGACUUCAAGAAGUACGACGUGGCCACCAUCGUGAUCGUCGGCAUCGUGGUGGUGGGCGUGGCGCUCCUCGGCCUCUCCCUCUUCACCGUCACGACCGGCCGCUCCAUCGAGCCCAUCACCAUGUCCUACGACCAGAUGUACGACGUCGCCAUGACCGUGUACGACGCCCUGAAGAAGGAGUAUUAAAGCUGCUCCACCACGGGGACGCCGCGACGCUCGGAAACGCUCCAGAAGAUCACAUCAACGCCCAAAAACAACCAAAGGCGAAGAUAUGUUCCGUGUGACAUCAUUCCUACCAUCCAACUUAUUUUCUCUCUUAAGGGAGAGAAAAAAAACCUCAACAGUGAUCUUCUGAACAAAUUGCAACAACGGAACAAAUCAAAAUAAUUUCGUGCGAAUGUGUGAAUGAGCAAAAAAUGCAAUUGUCUGUGUACAAGACGUGUAAAUAUAUUCCCGCUCUCCCAUACAUACCACAACAAUCAAAUAUGCAAAAUGGCUUCCCGAAAGGCAGGCCCAUAUCCCCCCUCCACCCCCCCACCCCUCAACCUCCCGUUACCCCCGCCCCCUCCCAUUAAAAUCUGAGAUUCCGUCA